Messenger RNA from Brassica oleracea var. oleracea, 1006 nucleotides. RefSeq lists its product as uncharacterized. The coding region runs from base 112 to 906 and encodes 264 amino acids. The transcript has 4 exons. Gene Ontology annotation, biological process: protein modification process. Gene Ontology annotation, cellular component: mitochondrion. NCBI's taxonomy places the organism in Eukaryota, Viridiplantae, Streptophyta, Magnoliopsida, Brassicales, Brassicaceae. The record is from RefSeq and is a predicted model, not a curated record.
UUUUAUUCAUCGAAAGAUUUGUACGAAGAUCAAACGCAUUUAUUUGGAAAAUCUUCAAAGAUUCUCCCAUUUUUUUCACGUCUGUCGGAUCUUUGAUCUUCACUUCAAAGGAUGAGUGUGAAGAGAGUAGGGCUUCCAUUGAUGAACGUCGUUAAGCUUAGAGGAACACCGAUUCUGCAGCAGUUGCUUCUAGAAGAAAGGCUUCUUCGAUCUUCCUCUGCUAAUUGGUGUAUCGUUAACGAUGGAACCAAUCGCCCUAACAUUGUCAUGGGUUUGUCUGGGAAGCCUUGUGAACUUGUUGAGCUUGAACCUGUUAUAAGAGAUCGAGUACCGGUGAUUAAGCGGUUUACUGGAGGAGGCACUGUGAUCGUUGACGAAAACACUCUUUUUGUCAGUUUGAUUUGCAAUAGAAAUGAUGUUCCAGAUGUCCAGCCUUAUCCACGAUCUGUCAUGGCUUGGAGUGGUUCCUUGUAUAGUCAAGUGUUUAACGGGAUCGGUGAUUUUCAGCUACGCGAGAACGAUUAUGUUUUUGGUGAUCGUAAGUUUGGUGGGAAUGCUCAGUCGAUAACGAGGAAUAGAUGGAUUCAUCAUACGUCGUUUCUAUGGGACUAUAGUGAGAGUAACAUGGCUUACCUUAAGCUUCCUUCAAGAGUGCCUCAGUACCGGCUGGAAAGAGACCACACGGAUUUCGUUUGUAAAAUGAAGGAUUAUAUUGAAAGAGCUGUGUUUAUAGAGAAAACCAUAAAGGCUGUGGGAACACAAUUCAUGUUGAAGGAACUUAGCUUGGAUGAGAUCGAUGAUUCUUGCAGAGAGCAUAUAGAAACCACUAGACUUCUCACACUGGAUGAGCUCAAAGAAACGUUGGCAAAAACAACUCGAAGUGAGAGUAUUGCUCAAGCUGUUUAAGUGUUUUAUUACUCUUGAUUCUUUAGCUUUCUGUUUGAGAUUCAAGUUUUUGGGUGUGGAUAAAUGUGGACUGGUGAUUAAAACACGAAAAAUAGAAGAA